Molecule: messenger RNA, 996 nt
Organism: Phaedon cochleariae (mustard beetle)
Lineage: Eukaryota; Metazoa; Arthropoda; Insecta; Coleoptera; Chrysomelidae
Source: the annotation of a GenBank genome assembly
AUGUUGUUAGCACCCGUGUUCGACGUUUUCCACAAACCCAGACUCGACGAAAGCAUCACUAUAGUGGAAUGGCGUACCUAUUAUCCAUAUGUGGAAUCAUUCGAGAACAAUGAUGUCAUCGAUAUAACGGUUAAUCAAGCAGAUUCGUGGUUGGCCAUGUUUGAAGGUAUCAUUACCAUCAAGGGUAAAUUGAAGGUGACCGGUGGUGGUACUGAAUUGGACACUGUCAGAUAUCCUGGAAUAACGAGUACUGUGCGAGGAUACUUGUGUUAUACGCUUGAAGACUCACGUCAUCUAGCCAUAGCAGGCUGGAACUAUUUCAAUGCUCCGAUCCUUAACUCCGAUGGUACGUUUAGCAUGAACAUUCCACUGAAACAUUUGUUUUCCAUCUUCAAUGAUCAUCAAGUGGCAACGUGGGGCAAGCAGUCAAUCCGUUUAGUGAGAGCUCGCAAUGAUGCCAACAGUGUGAAGGUUGUCGAGAGAGCGAAUACUGCUUUGCCAGGAUCUCCUCAGACUCAAAGUAUUGCUAAAACAACGAUAGAAAGCAUAAAUUUUCCAAGAUAUGUUAUAGUAUUUUUCCAAGCGAAAAAAGCCGAUAAUUUGCAUGAAGACAUCACCUUGUUCGAUAAUGCCAACAUCAAAUCCAAACGAUUGGCUCUGAAUAGCAACUAUUAUCCGCAAGAACGAAUGCUAUUGGACUUUUCCCGAGACCAAUAUGCCGACGCCCACUUCAACUAUACAGAGUUCAACAAGAGCUACCAUAACUGUCAAGAAAAGCGCUCUCUAGUAAACUUUGCCGAAUUCAAAUCCCGACCAAUGUUUGUUAUCGAUUGCUCGAGGCGCUAUCUGGGUCUAAAGUCGUCUACAGUUGACAUAGAGUUGGACAUUGAAGCGACUACAGGCUACCCUUCCGACACCAAAGCCUAUUGCAUCAUCAUUCACGAUCAAAUCAUGGAACAUCUCCCACUCAGCGAAAUUGUUCGAAAUAUUGCCUAG